CAGGGUGUUGCAGUGGCCACGUGGUUCCCUUAGCUAAAAUGGCGGCAACAGUCAGCCCGACGUCUCUGGAGUCGGCCCCGCGGAUCAUGCGGCUGGUGGCGGAGUGCAGCCGAUCCAGGGCCCGGGCAGGGGAGCUACGGCUGCCGCACGGGCCGGUAGCCACUCCUGUGUUCAUGCCAGUGGGCACGCAGGCCACUAUGAAGGGCAUCACGGCCGAGCAGCUGGACGCUCUGGGCUGCCGCAUCUGCCUGGGCAACACCUAUCAUCUGGGUCUGAGGCCGGGCCCCGAGCUGAUCCAGAAAGCCCACGGUCUCCACGGCUUCAUGAACUGGCCCCACAAUCUACUGACGGACAGCGGCGGCUUCCAGAUGGUGUCUCUGGUGUCCCUUUCCGAGGUGACGGAGGAGGGCGUCCGCUUCCGUUCCCCUUACGAUGGCGACGAGACCCUUCUGAGCCCGGAGAAGUCCGUGGAGAUCCAGAACGCUUUAGGCUCGGACAUCAUCAUGCAACUAGAUGAUGUGGUCAGCAGCACUGUGACAGGGCCACGCGUGGAGGAGGCUAUGUACAGGUCCAUCCGCUGGCUGGACCGGUGCAUUGCAGCCCAUCAGCGACCAGACAAGCAAAACCUCUUUGCCAUCAUCCAGGGUGGUCUAGACGCGGAUCUCCGGACCACCUGCCUCGAAGAGAUGACCAAGAGGGACGUGCCGGGCUUCGCCAUCGGGGGCCUGAGCGGGGGCGAGAGCAAGGGCCAGUUCUGGAGGAUGGUGGCGCUGAGCACCUCAAGGCUGCCUAAGGACAAGCCACGCUACCUGAUGGGGGUCGGCUAUGCCACUGAUCUGGUGGUCUGCGUGGCUCUCGGAUGUGACAUGUUCGACUGCGUCUUCCCCACGCGGACGGCGCGCUUUGGCUCAGCUUUGGUGCCCACCGGGAACCUGCAGCUGAAGAAGAAGCAGUAUGAGAAGGACUUCCGGCCCAUAGACAACGACUGUGCCUGUCCCACCUGCCAGAAGCACAGCCGGGCCUUCCUGCACGCUCUGCUGCACAGCGACAACACGGCCGCCCUGCAUCACCUCACCGUCCACAAUAUUGCCUACCAGCUGCAGCUGAUGAGCGCCGUGAGGGCCAGCAUCGUGGAGAAGCGCUUCCCUGACUUUGUCCGGGACUUCAUGGGCACCAUGUACGGGGACCCCACCCUCUGUCCCACCUGGGCCACUGAAGCCCUGGCCUCGGUGGGGAUCACUCUGAGUUGAUCUGGUUUGGGGCGGCGGGAGGGGAGGGACUGGGAGGUACGGAAGGAUUUUUUAAAUUAUUAUUAUUCUAAUUUAGAGUGUUAUCUGUGCCUUCUCGGGAAGGUGGCCUGUCUUGGUCCUCUUCUUCUGAGUGUCCCUGUGGCCAAUGUGUCAUUCCCAUGUUGUGUCCAGUUCCACGCCCCCCCCACCCCUGCUCCCCCCAUUGAUAAUAAUAAUAAGUGACCUUGGCAGCAGCUGUUCUCUGGAAACCACCUGGCGCAGCCUGGCAUGUAGGACGUACCCCAGCACGGGAGAUGCGUCCUUUUUCCUGUGGCUCAGGCCCCCCAGCCAGCCUGAGGGUGGGUACUUAUUCCCCAACUUUCCACAGGUGAGGAAAUAGGCAGAGAGGGAAAGUAGCUUGUCCACGGUCACCACUGAGAGGAAGCCCCUGGCUCUGGAGCUCCUGCUCUGAGCCUUGACUCUUGACGCAUGGCUUAAUUUUGCUGUCAGUAAACACAGUGAUGGUGACAGUAGGUGUGAUCUAGCAGAUGCUUACGCUGUUGUUGUUUUCUUUUUAAGAUUUUAUUUAUUUAUUUGACAGAGAUCACAAGUAGGCAGAGAGGCACAUGGAG
Messenger RNA from Neogale vison (American mink), 1861 nucleotides. It is a transcript of the gene QTRT1, whose product is annotated as queuine tRNA-ribosyltransferase catalytic subunit 1. The coding region runs from base 39 to 1250 and encodes 403 amino acids. The record is from RefSeq and is a predicted model, not a curated record. Gene Ontology annotation, molecular function: tRNA-guanosine(34) queuine transglycosylase activity. Gene Ontology annotation, cellular component: cytosol. NCBI's taxonomy places the organism in Eukaryota, Metazoa, Chordata, Mammalia, Carnivora, Mustelidae. The transcript is spliced from 10 exons.